Messenger RNA from Condylostylus longicornis, 5697 nucleotides. RefSeq names its product bifunctional heparan sulfate N-deacetylase/N-sulfotransferase (gene sfl). The record is from RefSeq and is a predicted model, not a curated record. NCBI's taxonomy places the organism in Eukaryota, Metazoa, Arthropoda, Insecta, Diptera, Dolichopodidae. The coding region runs from base 1253 to 5470 and encodes 1405 amino acids. The transcript has 7 exons. Gene Ontology annotation, molecular function: deacetylase activity; heparan sulfate N-sulfotransferase activity. Gene Ontology annotation, cellular component: Golgi apparatus.
AAAAAAAUUAAAAUUGAAGAAUAAAUAAAAACAGAAUAUUGGAAAAAAAAUUUAUUUAAUAACUUUUGAAAACCAAAUAAUUAAAAUAUAUUAUUGAAGAAAUUUAAAACCAGAGAGAAAUUUUUACUCUUAAGAGAAUUAAUUUUCAACAAAAAAAAAAAUUUUGGGGAACAAUUUUUUCCUUUUUCCCCUUGGUUUGUUUUUGGUUUUUGAAUUGAAAGAGAGUUUUUUGGAAAUUUUUUUUGGCAGAAGAAUAACCCCCGAUUUUGUUCAGGAAAAUUAAGUCAAAAACAAAAAUUAAUAUCCAACCAAACACUUACUCGUUAUACGUUAAUGAACCUUUUAUAAAAAAAUUUAUAUAUAUCAACUGAAUAUACGAAAUAUUGUGCACCUUUACACCUAUAACACAUACCUACUUAUUUAAUAAUAUAAAAACAACAAGCAAAUUAAGCUUCUCUCUCUCUCUCUCUCUCUCUAUUAAAAUUAAACUCUUCUGUUUUUUAUUUCAAAUUAAUUGGGUUACAAAUAAAUCCAGUCAUAAAGCAGGCAAGGCAAGCCAGAGACAUAAACAUAAAUAUAAUUAAUAUAAUUAUAAAGGACGAGAGAAAAACAAAAACAACAGCAUCCAGAAACAACAAGAAAAAAAUUUUAUAAUUGAUUUCAUUCGAUUCAUUUAAAUUAAACAAUUUUUUUUCGUUUUUUUCAAUGCAUCUGCAAUUUUUAUAUUUAUGUAGCCGCAUUCACCAAUUUUCAUUUUACAUAUUCAAUUAUUUUGUAUGUAAUGUUCUUUUGAUAAAUGCCUCCUGGUGAAAUUUUUUUUAAUUUUUGUUUUAAUUAUUAUUUUUUUUUUCCUGGAUUUCAGUUUUACAUCCAUAUACUACCAAAACCAACCAUAUUAUUUUAACCAACAAUUUUAUUGACAAUGAAUUGUAAUAAAUGAUUAUCUACAAAAUUUCCGAUAUAAAAAUUUUUUGGUUUUUAUUUUUGAUUUUCAUACAUUAAAUUUAAAUUAUUUUCGAAAAAAAAAUAAAUAUAAAAAAAAAACACUAAAAAAUAACAAGAAGAACACGUCUCCUUUUCAUCACCAAUUAAAAUCCAAAAAAAAAAUUUUGAGAAUAUAAAACAAUAAACAAAUUAUAUACAAAGAGAGAAAGAGAAACAGAGAGUACGAGAGAGAAAAAUAUAAGAGAGAAAACGGGCAACAUUAAUUUGAUUUUAAAAAAAAAAAUUUUUUUAAAUAAAUUUUGUCAUAAUGAUUAUAUCAGAAAAAAAAUCACCAAUAUGGAGAACAAAAUCAUUAAAACAUCACCAACAACAACAACAUCAACAACAGCACCAGCAAUCAAAUACCAUUUUAACAAAUGGAACAAUAAAUAAUAAUUAUAAUUUAUCUAAUUCAAAAACAUCACUAUUAUCAACAUCAUCAUCAACAGAUGAUCUAUUAAAUUCUACAUCAUCAAAUUUAUUAUCACCAAUAUUAUCUGCGACAUCAUCACAAAAUCUAACAACAACAACAAAUAAUACUGUAACAUCAACAACAGUAACAAAUCAUAUACAAAAUAGUCCAAUAGCAACAACAUAUCUACCAGGAUUAUCAUCAUAUAAUAAUAACAAUAAUAAUAAAACAACAAUUUCAACAACUAGUUUACAUUAUAAUAAUGAAUUAGUAAAUGAUAAUAAUCUAGAUAUAAAUAAACAUCAACAUAAACAAUUGUUAUCUGGAACGUCAUCAAAACAACAGCAAUCAAAUUUUAAUGAAGAAGAAAAAAUUUCAAAAAUAAAAUUAAAUUCUAAAUCAUCAACAUCAUCAUCACAAUCAACAACAGUAGCAUCACCAUCAUCAUUAUUAUUAUCAUAUGAUGACCCACAACAAAAUACUCCGUUAUUAGAACAAAAUCAUGAUUUAACAAUAACAUCAGAAAAAAUAACACAAGGAGAAACAAAAUUAAAAAAUUUUAAAAAUACCAAAGAUAUAACAUCAAUAUUAAUAGAUGACAAAAAUAAUAUAAAUAAUAAUAACAGUAAUAGUAAUAAUCAUAAUAAUAGUAAUGAUCAUCAUAUAGAAUGUCAUUCAUCAACAUUAAAAUUAUCAACAAAAAAAUUUAAUGGAACAACUGCCAUAACACAAAAAUCUUUAAUAUCAAAUAGUAGCAGUUAUCAAAAACAUAAUAAUAAUUUUAAUGAUAAUAGUAGUGAUAAUAACAAUGAUAACACAACAACGAUAUCAAAUAGAAAUAUAAAUAAUGAUUAUGAUAAUUAUUACAAUAAUGAUGAUGAUGAUGAUGACAAUGAUAUAGAUAAUUUAAGUACGAAAAAUUUAAUAUCAAUGGAUUAUAAUAGUAAUAAUCAAUACAAUAAAAACAAUAGUAAUAGUAAAAUUUAUAAUAAUAAUAAAAUACAUACAAAUUCAAUAUUAUCAACAAAUACUAUAACAAGUGGUUUUAGUAACAAUAACAAUAAUAAUAGUGGAAAUAGUAAUAAUAAUAAAAAAUUAAAUGAUAAUAAUGAAAAUAAUAACAGUAAUAGUAAUAUUAUAAAUAAUAAUAAUAGUAAUGGCAGCUAUGGAAAUGGAAAAAUAUAUAAUAGUAUAAAUAAUAGUAAUUUAUAUAAUAGUAAUUUUAAUAUAAAUAGUGAUAAUAGUAAUAAUACAAAUAUAAAUAGUAAUAUUAAUAAUAAUAUUAAUAGUAAUAGUAAUAGCACUAAUAAUAGCAGCAAUAGCAGUAGUGGUGGUGAUGAUGAUGAUAAUAGAAAUUUUCAAAAACAAAAAUAUCAUUAUUCUUAUCAUACAUUCGGUAAUAAUAAUAGCAGUACCACAUAUUUAGCUAGAUGUUGCCUUAGAUUUCCAUUAUUAAAAUCGAUAAAUGUUAAACGUUGUGUACUUGGUUUACUUGUUGUAACACUUGUUACAAUAUUUUAUUAUACACAUUAUGUUGAUAAUGGAGUUUUUGUUGGAUUGAUUCAUCGUGAUACUAGACCGGCACCUUUAAUACAUUGUAGAAUGUUAAAUGGUGGUAAUAAUAAACAAAUUGUAUCAGCACAAACACCAGAUCAUCGAUCUGAAGCUAGAUUACGUAUUGAUCCAAAAGUUUUGGUAUUUGUUGAAACAACUUAUUCUCGUUUAGGACGUGAUAUUGCUGAAUUGUUAGUUUAUAAUCGUAUAAAGUACAAAAUAGAAGUAGCCGGUAAAAGUCUACCAGUACUUACAAAUUUAGAUAAAGGACGUUAUGGUGUUAUUGUAUUUGAAAAUUUAGAUAAAUAUUUACAUAUGGAUAAAUGGAAUCGUGAAUUAUUAGAUAAAUAUUGUCGUGAAUAUUCAGUUGGUAUUGUUGGUUUUGUAAGUCCUAGUGAAGAAACUUUAGUUGCAGCACAAUUACGUGGUUUUCCAGUUUAUAUACAUACAAAUUUAAGAUUACGUGAUGCUAGUUUAAAUCCAGCAUCAUCUGUAUUACGUUUAACAAGAGCUGGUGAUACAGCAUGGGGUCUAUUACCUGGUGAUGAUUGGGCAAUAUUUCAACAUAAUCAUUCAACAUAUGAACCAAUUGAAUGGGCACAACGUAAUACACAAGAAUAUCUAACUGAUGGUAUUGGACAAGUACAACCACCAUUAGCAACUGUAUUACAAGAUCAUGGACAAUUUGAUGGUAUACAAAGAAUAUUUUUUGGUAGCAGUCUUAGAUUUUGGUUACAUCGUUUAUUAUUUUUGGAUGCAUUAUCAUAUCUAAGUCAUGGACAAUUAAGUUUAAGUUUAAAUCGUAUGAUAUUAGUUGAUAUCGAUGAUAUAUUUGUUGGUGAAAAAGGUACAAGAUUAAGACCUGAUGAUGUAUUAGCAUUAAUAGCAACACAAAAAAGAAUUGCUGAAAUGGUACCAGGUUUUAGAUUUAAUUUAGGUUUUUCUGGUAAAUAUUAUCAUCAUGGGACACAUGAAGAGAAUUUAGGUGACGAUUUACUAUUACGAAAUAUUGGUGAAUUUAAUUGGUUCUCACAUAUGUGGAAUCAUCAACAACCUCACCUAUAUGAAAAUUUAACAAUUCUAAUGAAUGAAAUGUUACAAAAUUAUGGUUUUGCAAAAGAUCAUGGUAUACCAACUGAUUCAAGUUAUUCUGUAUCACCACAUCAUUCUGGUGUAUAUCCAGCUCAUGAACUAUUAUAUACAGCAUGGAAAAAAGUAUGGAAUAUAAAAGUAACAUCAACUGAAGAAUAUCCACAUUUAAGACCGGCACGUUUACGUCGAGGUUUUAUACAUCGUAAUAUAAUGGUAUUGCCACGUCAAACAUGCGGUCUAUUUACACAUACAAUGUAUAUUGAUCGUUAUCCGGGCGGACGUGAUAAAUUAGAUGAAUCAAUACAAGGUGGUGAAUUAUUUCAAACAAUUGUAUAUAAUCCAAUAAAUAUAUUUAUGACACAUAUGUCAAAUUAUGGUUCAGAUCGUUUAGCAUUAUAUACAUUUGAAUCGGUUAUAAAAUUUUUACGUUGUUGGACAAAUUUAAAAUUAAGUUCAGCACCGCCAUUACAAUUAGGUGAAACAUAUUUUCGUUUACAUCCAGAAGAAAGUGAUCCAGUAUGGGGUAAUCCAUGUGAAGAUCCAAGACAUUUAAAAAUCUGGUCAAAACAAAAAGAUUGUGAUUCAUUGCCAAAAUUUCUAGUCAUUGGACCACAAAAGACUGGUACAACAGCACUAUAUACAUUUUUAAGUAUGCACCCAAGUAUAGCUAGUAAUAUACCAAGUCCAGAUACAUUUGAAGAAAUACAAUUUUUUAAUGGUAAUAAUUAUUAUCGUGGCUUAGAUUGGUAUAUGACAUUUUUUCCAACAACAUCAAAUACAACAACAAAAUAUAUGUUUGAAAAAUCAGCAACAUAUUUUGAUGGUGAUUUAGUACCAAGACGUUCACAUGCAUUAUUACCGCAUGCUAAAAUUGUUACAAUUUUAAUAUCACCAGCUAAAAGAGCAUAUUCAUGGUAUCAGCAUACAAAAGCACAUGGUGAUUUAAUUGCAAAUAAUUAUAGUUUUUAUCAGGUGAUAACUGCUAGUGAUACAGCACCAAAAGCAUUAAAAGAUUUAAGAAAUCGUUGUUUAAAUCCUGGUAAAUAUGCUCAACAUUUAGAACGUUGGUUAGCAUAUUAUCCAGCACAACAAUUACAUAUUAUUGAUGGUGAACAAUUAAAAUCAAAUCCAAUUGAUGUUAUGAAUGAAUUACAAAGGUUUCUUAAAAUACAACCACCAUAUGAUUAUUCAAAACAUUUACGUUUUGAUAAUAAAAAAGGUUUUUAUUGUCAAGUUGUUAAUGAUAAUCGUAAUAAAUGUUUAGGUAAAUCAAAAGGUCGUCAAUAUCCGCCCAUGGAUGAUAGAAGUUUAAAAUUAUUACAAAGAUUUUACCUCAGUCACAAUACAGCCUUAGUCAAAUUAUUAAAAAAAUUAGGUUCAAGACCAAUUCCACAAUGGUUAAAAGAUGAUCUAUCAACAACAUCAUGAGGUUACGCCAUUCAUCAUAAUAAAAUAUCACGUCAUAAAAGAAAACGUAAAAAAUUACAACGUCAAACAAAACAACAUUAUUCUGAUAAUAAUUACUAUAAUAAUAACAAUAAUAAUAAUAUAAUUAAUUCAAUUAAUAAAUAUAAUAAAAUCAGUGUAAAAAAUAUUUUUAAAUGUCUGAUACUCUUAAAUAAUUGUUAAAAUUAUAGUAAGUAUAUAAAAUUAAA